This is a messenger RNA of Clarias gariepinus (North African catfish), 689 nucleotides long. RefSeq lists its product as uncharacterized. The record is from RefSeq and is a predicted model, not a curated record. Bases 42 to 689 code for a protein of 215 amino acids. NCBI's taxonomy places the organism in Eukaryota, Metazoa, Chordata, Actinopteri, Siluriformes, Clariidae. The transcript is spliced from 5 exons. Gene Ontology annotation, biological process: response to bacterium.
CAAGUUCAUUACCUCACUAUCACUUUGUCUAAACAGGAACGAUGAUCACACUCUUUGUGGCUCUUUACUCUCUGCUUUGUCUCUGCACAACUGUAAAGACUUCUGACAUCAAGGAACUUAACAUCAAAAAAAUAAAGUGUGGAGGAGCUGUAACUAUGGAGUGUAACGUCAAAAGCAGAAGUAAUUUAGCUUGGUACAAACAAAGUUGUGAAAAAUUGCCCCAGUUUGUAGCGAGAUAUUACGGGCAAAAAUACCUAUUGGCUGAGCGAUUUAAUAAUAGCCGCUUUAGUGUUACUUUAAAAGACCAAAAGUUUGAUCUCAACAUUAAUGAAAUAAGAGAAGAUGAUGGAGGAGAAUAUUUCUGUGGAUAUGUGGAGGGAAGUACAGUAAAGUUCACAUCUGGAACACGUCUGCAGUUUGAAGGUGAAGAGAUGAAACCCUGUCCUACACCUGGAACACUUAACAAGAACACACACUCUGUUACACACCAGGGUUCAAACAGCAGUGAUGGAGAAGGUAAAGAGAUGAAACCCUGUUCUACACCUGGAACACACGACGUCACACCUCCUGAUACAGGUUACAGCUCUACUGAUCAGAUGCGUGUGCUGUUCUGGCUCUCUGUUUCUAGAGUUGGAGUUCUUGUCUUCAUUAUUUUUCAAACGAUGCUGAUUGUUUACAAAUUAAAAUAA